Messenger RNA from Colossoma macropomum (tambaqui), 886 nucleotides. RefSeq lists its product as uncharacterized. The record is from RefSeq and is a predicted model, not a curated record. NCBI's taxonomy places the organism in Eukaryota, Metazoa, Chordata, Actinopteri, Characiformes, Serrasalmidae. Bases 22 to 795 code for a protein of 257 amino acids. The transcript has 5 exons.
UAUUUGUCAGUGUUUUCUACAAUGGAUGCAAGGCCAGCAUUUCGUUGCGAGGAGAACGGAGAGCUCACUCUUCGAGCCUCACCAGCAGCACUUGCUGUGGAGAGGGAGCACUUGACCCGCAUAGGGUCAGGCACUCCUUUCAAGGUCCAGGAUCCCAUGGCAGUUUGGACAGAGGCCAAACAAAGAGUGGUGGCCGCAGGAGGAGACCCUUGGGACAACCAGCUGGUAGCGAGUGAGAGCGUUAUCCAGUUUGGCCAGUACCGAGGGAAAACCUUUAAGUGGCUUCUGGAGAAUGACCUGGGCUAUGCUGUCAUGGUCUUGGCAGGGCACCAGAAGGAGCGGGAGUCUGGCGACCUGAGCGACACUGCCCUUAUGAGCAAUAAGGACGUGCUCCUCAAGUAUGCCGGAUCCUUUCCCGAGGUUGCCGAGGCCAUUAGGCAGCGGAGGCAGCGGAGCACCCAGGCGGAUGACAGUCUGGUGGGCUUUGGUGCACACAAGAUGUGUACCUUCAGGCAGCUUUAUGAGUCUGCAGACAGGGAGAAAAAGAGUUACGUCCAGUGGCUGAGAGGUCAGACGACCAGGCCAGGAACUAAAAUGGACGCACUGAGGAAGUACAUCCAGAAGAGGGAUGUGGAGCAGGCUCUGCAUGGCUCUGCACCCUCAUCGUCUUCCAUUUCGGCUCCUGGCUCUCUUCACCACCCUGGAUCGUCCCGAGAGCAGGCUCCUAAAGCUCUUGAGCCCACUGAUGAUGAGCUGAUGGCAUGUGCCAUGGAGGUGGACAUACCAGCCCUUUAAAAAUGAUGCAGAAGAAGUUAAGCUCAUGAGGGAGAUGGGCUGCUGCCCAUGGCAGCAGGGCUGAUGAGGCGCUACAGUGAAGCUGGAGUCC